Molecule: messenger RNA, 810 nt
Organism: Penicillium diatomitis
Lineage: Eukaryota; Fungi; Ascomycota; Eurotiomycetes; Eurotiales; Aspergillaceae
Product: dienelactone hydrolase family protein
Exons: 4
Coding region: 1-810 (269 amino acids)
Molecular function (GO): hydrolase activity
Source: RefSeq, a predicted model, not a curated record
AUGGCCUCCAAUCCCCCUGCGGCUUGCUGCACCAUUGGCGUCAAGCACGAAGGUGAAGCCAAGGGUUCCCUAGAACAAUUUGGCGGUGUCGAAACAUACCUCACCUAUCCAUCCAACAAAGCCGCCUCUCGCGCCGUCCUCCUCCUCACCGACGUCAUCGGCCACCGCUUCAUCAACGCCCAACUCAUCGCAGACCAACUCGCCGCCAAUGGCUACUUCGUCGUCAUGCCCGAUCUGUUCCACGGUGAUCCCAUCCCCUUGAACCGUCCGGCCGACUUCGAUCUCAUGGCCUGGUUGAAGGGUCCACCAGGCCAUUUGCCGCCGCGCGUGGAGCCCGUCGUGCACGCCGUGCUGGGCGAAAUGAAGGCGAAGUUGGGGUGUGAGAAGAUCGGGGUCGUGGGUUAUUGUUUCGGGUCGCUGAUGGAGUCGUUUGUGUUUCUUUCGGGUGGUGCAAAACUAAUGCUCUAUGGGUAUAUGGUACAGGCUAAGUACGCAGUCCGUCUGCUCAAAGACGCCCAAGUCGAUGCUGCCUACGUUGCGCAUCCCAGUUUCGUGGAUGCGGAGGAAUUGGCCGCGAUUCAGCGUCCCCUGUCAAUUGCGGCAGCAGAAACCGACUCCAUCUUCCCCGCCGAAAAGCGGCACGAAUCCGAACAAAUCCUCGCCAAAACCGGCCAAGCAUACCAGAUCAACCUGUUCAGCGGCGUCGAGCACGGAUUCGCCGUGCGUGCGGAUAUCACCAAGCCUGUCGUGCGAUUCGCCAAGGAGGCGGCUUUUACGCAGAUGGUGGCUUGGUUCAAUCAGUAUGUGUGA